UUGCUUAUGACGUAUUUCCGCCUGCUAGCUGGAUGCUACCGUGUUUGCUUCAGGAUGUAAUAAAGUUUGGUCCGAACUAGAAGAGAAGCCGGAAGCAGGUUUCUGGACUCUUUUCUGUUCAAUAAUCGCCACUGUUGUUUCCGAGGAACCAGAACCGAAUCCGAACCGGCAAACGUCAGGACCGCGUUUCUGCUGCCGCGCUGCCUGAUGGGUAAAAUGCUAACGACCAAGCGGCGGUGAUUGGUGGAGACGGAGACACCUGAGGAUCGAUUGGUUCCGGUGGGCCGAACCCGGGAGGACCGGGUCCACCUCACAGGUACCCUUCUAGACUGGAGGUCCAGAGGAGCAUCCGAAACAGAACCUUCUGGACCAAACCAACUGCCAGAAAUGGCGGAGAACCUGUCGGCCCAGAGGGACCGCAUCCAGAGGCAGGUGGAGGCGCUGGAGCGGCGCCUGGCCGUGACCCAGGAGGAGCUGGACCUGCUGAGCAGUGAGACCGAUGGUGAAUCAGACGGGGAGAACCAGGUGGGACAGAGUCCAGCGGACCUGCUGGCCCAGAGAGAGAAGAUCCAGACGGAGAUCCAGAACCUGGAGGACAUGCUGGGUCCGAUGAGCGGCUCUGGCAGUGACGGCAGCAGCUCCAGCGACGAGAGCGAGCUGGACCUGUCUCCGUCUGUGGACUCGUGUCUCCAGCUGAACCUGGUCUACCAGCAGGUGGUCCAGGAGACGUUGGCCCACCUGGAGACGCUCCGGACCCGCAACCAGAAGCAGCAGAGGGAGCUCCAGGCCCAGAUCUCUGGACCAAUCAAAGCGUCCUCCAAGGAAGGCCCCGCCUCCUCCAGAGAAGGUCCCGCCUCCUGCCACCAGCAUCCCUCUAAGAUGUUCCUGGGCAGCUUCUUGAAGCCGUACUUCAAGGACCGGCUGACAGGACUGGGUCCACCAGCCAACCCGGAGGCCAAGCUGAAGGCGCUGAGGAUGACGGGAUGUCUAGACGACAGGAAGCUCAGGAUAAGAAGAUGGGACAGCUGGCAGAAGACCCUGCUGAUCCACUCGGUGACCAGGGACCACCUGAGGAGGGUGAUGCAGCCCAAGCUGUCCAGGUUGGACUUCCUGUGCAAGAAGCUGUCCUCGGCCCAGGAAGCAGAAAGACAGCAGCUCAUGGAGCAGAUGGACAGCUUGGAGAAGGAGAUCCAGCUGCUGAGGUCCAAGAAGGAGGAUGAGCUGAUCGGGGACAGAUAUGAAGAACAUGACUGGCAGAAAAUCUCCAACAUCGACUUUGAAGGGACGAGGGACGCAGAGGACAUCCGUCUCUUCUGGCAGAACUUCCUCCAUCCGUCCAUCAACAAAAGUCCCUGGAGUAACGAGGAGGUGGAGCAGCUUAAUGAGAUCUGCAGGAGACACCGGGAGAGGAACUGGGAGAAGAUCGCAGAGGAGCUGGGGACUGGGAGGACGGCCUUCAUGUGUCUCCAGAUGUUCCAGCGUUUCGUCUCCAGCUCUCUGAAACGAGGAAGCUGGACUCCAGAGGAGGACGCCCAGCUCAGAGAGCUGGUCCAGAAGAUGAGGAUCGGAAACUUCAUCCCUUACACUCAGAUGAGUUACUUCAUUGAGGGUCGGGAUCCAUGCCAGCUGCUCUACAGGUGGACCAUGGUUCUGGACCCCAGGCUGAAGAAAGGCCCAUGGAGCAAAGAAGAGGACCAGCUCCUCCUGCAGGCUGUGGCUCGUUACGGGGAGAAGUGCUGGUGGAAGGUCCGGUUAGAAGUUCCUGGACGCUCUGAUGGAGCCUGCAGGGACAGGUACUUGGACUGUCUGAAGAAGAGCAUAAAGAAAGGAAGCUUCGACAAACAUGAGGUGGAGCUGCUGAAGAAGCUGGUGGAGAAACACGGCGUUGGCCGCUGGGCAAAGAUCGCUGCAGAGAUUCCUCACCGCCUGGAUGCUCAGUGCAUGAGGGAGUGGAGGAAGCUGAUCCGACCUCCUGCUCAGGGCAGGAAGCAGACCCAGAAGACCCAGAAGGCCAAAGCAGGACGAGGAGGGUGGAAGACAGCCGCCGCCAUCAAGAAGGAGGAGAACACGGAUGAGGAGGAACAGGAGGACGAAGAUGAGGUGGUCCGGUACAUGGAUUCUAGUGAAGACUCUGAGGAGGAGCAGGAGCAGGAGGAGGAGUACAUCAUCCCCCCUAUGGAGGAGUGGAUCCCCCUGAAGACGAAACCAUCGUCCUCCAUGCUGAGCUUCCAGGCUGUGGAGCUCCCUCCUUCCUCUGCCGCUCCUGAUGGGACCUCUGUCCGCUCCACCGUCCUGGAACGUUCUGGAACUUCCGUCAUCAUCGGCCCUCCUCCCAGAGUGCUGUCCAGGGAGGAGCGCCACCGCUCCUCUGCCAUGCAGAUGGUGUCUCAGGAGGGGCUGCGCCUCCACCUGAGCGCCUUGAAGCAGAAGCCCAGAGUGAGGGGGGGGGGGCAGCUGCAGCACGAGCUGCAGGCCGCCGUCACGCCGUGGAUCGGGAACCUUCUGAUGGCUAAAACCCGCAGAGACACGGCCACAGACGUGCUGAGGGAGCGAGGGGAGCGGGGCGGCGUCUCCACCUCCUCCAUGUUUCUGCUGCUCCUCCAAGCCAUGAACGUGGACACACUGGGCUGCAGGGAGAUGAUAGAGCAGAGGAGGAGCCAGGCGGAGCUCCUGGCCCCGCCCCCUGCUCCCAGAUCACAGCCCAACCCCUGGCACGUCUCUGAGCUCCUGAAGCAGCAGAGGAGCAGGGGGAUGCAGGCUCCUCCUCCCAGCCAGCACCUCCUCCCUCAGACUCCUCCUUCUGGAGGUCCUCAGGUGUUUCCUCAAAGCACCUUCUUUGCUCCUGCCUCCAUCUACUUUGCUCCUGCACCUCCAGGCCCUCGGCUGCCAACCUGCCUCUCCUCCUCAGCUCCCCCUCUUGGUUCCAGUCUAACCAGUUUCCAGGCUCCUCCACCCAGUCAGACCCCAGCUGGCAGGGAUGAGGCUGCCUGCAGCAGUGAGGGCGGGGCUAAGCUGGAUAUGGGUGGAGCUAACAUCGAUGUAGGCGGGUCUAAAGUGGACUUGUGUACAGUCUGGCCUGAUGCAGGUGGCGAGAAAUCUGAUGGGCGGAGCAAUCCUGGACUGGUUGGAGGUGUGGAAGGAGGAGCGUUUGAAGAACCCCAUCAGCAGGAGGAAGCACCUCUAGAUUCUAAGCCUGUAUCCAUGACGACGGCACGUUCUCUAGAAACACGUCCAGACGUUUACGCCAUCAGCAGCGACCAUCCGUAUGCAGCCGUCAGCUCCUCCACCUCUGCUCCUCAGUCCUCCUGCCCCCCUCGCGUAGCACAGGCUCCGCCCACCUCCACAGAGACUACGGUUCAUCAGAGCGAAGGCAGGAAGAGGAGGCGGGGGGAUUUGGGCGGGGCCGAUUUGAUCCAGCAGGGGAAGAGAGUCCGAAGGCCGACCCCGAAGAUCAGGGAAUUUGCAGAGGUCAAGGCUAAAAAAGAAAAGAAGAAGCGACCCGCCUCGUCUGCCAAACAGAAGAAAGCUGGCAGGUCUCCGGCCCCGCCCUCGGCUCAGGCCCCCGGGUUUCAUCUCCUCCCUUGUUGGCCCAUUUGGGUUAUGACACCAGCUGGAUCCAUGUCCUUGGCUCAGGCCCCGCCCCCGACCAAGGUCCCGCCCCUGGCUCAGGCCCCGGCUCCGGCUCAGAACCCGGCCCGGGCUCAGACCCGACCCCUGGCUCAGGCCCCGGCUCCGGCUCCGGCUCAGACCCGACCCCUGGCUCAGAUCCGAGCCCAGGCCCCGCCCCUGGCUUUGGCCCCGCCCCUGGCUCAGGCCUCAGGGGUUCAUCUGCUGCCUAGUCUGCCCCUGUGGGUCAUGACCCCAGCUGCAUCCAUGUCUUUGGUUGCGGCUCUGCCUCCAGAUCCUAAAGUUCCGCCCACUCUGACAGCUGGAAGCUCAAAGGUUGUUGGUUUGAAUUCUGCUGCUACAGCAGGAGCCCCGCCCCCUGGGAACAUGAAGCUGCUCCUCCCAGCAGUCAACCAAUCACCUGAAAAGCCUGUGCUGCCUUACAGCGGGGUGGUCCAGGUGGACCCACUGAAGCCUCCUCCCCUGCGGAGGGUGGGGGUGCACUUUGAUCCCUCCCUCAUGUUCCUGGAGACCCAAGAGGCAGUGAAGGAUUGGCUGAGUGGGGAAGGGGGCGUGGCCAUCCCCGGGGCGAGGUCUGCCCUUCCCUACCUGCCGCCGUUCAUCAGCACUCUGAACACGCUCAGUCUGCUUCUGGAGUCCAAGAAAUCUCUGAUGACGGCGUCUCUGAAGCUGCUGGACAGCGUACACACACCUGUAGGCUCUCAGACCCAUCCUGGCUCCGCCCCCUCAGUGGGGCCGGACUCCAUGUCUGAGCAGAGAGUGGCGCCAGAGCAGCCAGGCGGCGCUCAGAGGUUCGUUCUCUCUGCAGACCGGCAGCAGGUGAAGGAGGUGCGUCAGCUGGUGGCCCAACGUUUCUCCUCCAACCCCGCCUACCAGCUGCUAAAGGCCCGCUUCCUGUCUUGCUUCACCGUCCCUGCACUCCUGGCCACCGUGGAGCCGCUUGUCAACAACAGCGCGGCGUCUGCAGCCGACGAGGAGGAGGAAGAGGAGGAGAAGAUGAAGAGAAUCCAGGAGAGAGGAAGGAGGAGGAAAGCCGAGAGAUCUCUGCUGCUGUCUGACGAGUCUGCAGCUUCAGCCUGCGACUUCUCAGGGAUUGACAUUGGCUCCAAGCCCGGUUCCCUCCCAGAUCUGGACAAUUAAAAAACCUCAGAUCAGAUUUGAGUUUAUCGUUUCUGAACCGGUUCAUGGAAAAAGACCCAGACCUGACUGUUACAGAGCAAUUCAAGUUCUUCUACUCACUGACCUUCAGAUGCAAAGGUAGAAAAAUGCUGAAAGUUCUUAAUGUUUGCUCUGAAGUUUGGUUCUGCAUCAGGUCCAGGUGGAGACUUGGUGUUUUUAUGGAACAGUUUUUGCACUGAAGGUUUGUGUUAAAAUGUUUCUUUUUGAAAAAUUAUUUUUUUAAUAAAAAAUGUUUUGGAUAUUAUG
Cyprinodon tularosa is the source of this 5052-nucleotide messenger RNA. It is a transcript of the gene snapc4, whose product is annotated as small nuclear RNA activating complex, polypeptide 4. The record is from RefSeq and is a predicted model, not a curated record. Lineage: Eukaryota; Metazoa; Chordata; Actinopteri; Cyprinodontiformes; Cyprinodontidae. The transcript has 21 exons. Bases 388 to 4767 code for a protein of 1459 amino acids.